Messenger RNA from Engraulis encrasicolus (European anchovy), 2184 nucleotides. It is a transcript of the gene pard6b, whose product is annotated as par-6 partitioning defective 6 homolog beta (C. elegans). Gene Ontology annotation, cellular component: apical plasma membrane; nucleus; cell cortex. The record is from RefSeq and is a predicted model, not a curated record. Gene Ontology annotation, molecular function: protein binding. The transcript has 4 exons. Gene Ontology annotation, biological process: regulation of cellular localization; centrosome cycle; establishment or maintenance of cell polarity. Bases 266 to 1549 code for a protein of 427 amino acids. NCBI's taxonomy places the organism in Eukaryota, Metazoa, Chordata, Actinopteri, Clupeiformes, Engraulidae.
CAGAGCAGCAAAGUAGUUAGCCAUCAUAGUACGCGGAGGCGACUAUGUAGAUUAGAGGACGGUGUUAGUUUUUUAGUGAUUUCUUUGACAGGCCACGCCGUUUUCACCAUAGUAGCAGGCGAGCUACGAAGAGGACUUUUCGUAUCGGGAAAUAGUUGGUCACCAGGAAUUAGUCUAAUUUCAGUUGGAACAACGAGUUCGAGGCGGAUGAGGGGAGCCCCUGGGAGGGCAAGUGUGUGCUGUGGCGGGGUCCUGUUAGCCAAAGAUGAACAAAAACCACCGAGUGCCGAGCAACCGAACUUUAAGCACCGUGGAGGUGAAGAGCAAGUUUGGAGCUGAGUUCCGGCGCUUCUCCCUGGACCGCUCGAAGCCCGGCAAGUUCGAUGAGUUCUACGGGCUGCUGCAGCACGUGCACCGCAUCCCCAACGCCGAGCUGCUGGUGGGCUACGCCGACGUGCACGGAGACCUGCUGCCCAUCAACAACGAUGACAACUACCACAAGGCCAUCACCACGGCCACGCCGCUCCUGCGCCUCUUCCUGCAGAGGAAAGAGGAGGCGGACUACUCUGCGUUCGGCACCGACUCGAUGACGCGUAACAAGAAGACUCCGGCGGUGCUGGCGGCGGUGCUCCUGCGUCCAGAGGCGAGCCGCAACAAGAAGCCGCCGGUCAUCAUCAGCCUGCCGCGCGACUUCCGGCCCGUCUCCUCCAUCAUCGACGUGGACAUCCUGCCCGAGACGCACCGCCGCGUACGCCUCUACAAGCACGGCCAGGAGAAGCCGCUAGGGUUCUACAUCCGCGACGGAUCCAGCGUGCGCGUCACGCCACAAGGCCUGGAGAAGGUGCCGGGCAUCUUCAUCUCGCGGCUGGUUCCGGGCGGCCUGGCGGAGAGCACGGGGCUGCUGGCGGUGAACGACGAGGUGCUGGAGGUCAACGGCAUCGAGGUGGCCGGCAAGUCCCUGGACCAGGUCACGGACAUGAUGAUCGCCAACAGCCACAACCUCAUCGUCACCGUCAAGCCGGCCAACCAGCGCAACAACGUGGUGCGCCACAGCGGCCACAGCGGCAACAGCGGUGGCGUGACGUCGGGCAGCUCGGGCCGCUCCACGGACAGCGGCGCCAGCUUCAGCGGCUACGGAUACUCGGCGCCGGGAGCGGUGGUGGGCUCUGGCCUAGCCACGCCCACGCACAUCAUCCAGAACUUCCGUCCCGAGGAGAUGGAGAGCGACGAGGAUGAGGAGGAGGACCUGGUGAUCGAGGCGGGCGGGGAGGCGAGGCCCAUCACCCCCAUGCUGGUGGAGGCGGGGGCCACCGUCAGCUCCAGCCUGCCCCUGCUGCCCCGCUACGAGCCCCACCUCAACCUGCGGCCCGCGGCCAACGGCACCAUGACGACCAGCGCCAGCGCCGGGUCCCUCAGUACCACAACCACAGCCACGAUGGACCGAGACCAAGACAGAGAGCGAGACAGAGAUCGAGAGCGAGACAGAGAGCGAGACCGCGUACUGGACAGGAGGAGCCUAGAGGAGGAUGGCACGGUCAUCACACUGUAGCAGAAGCAAUAAGACGUUAUUAUACACACACACACACACACACACACACACACACACACACACACACACACACACACACACACACACACACACACACACACACACACACACACACACACACACACACACACACACACUACCAGAGAUAUAUAAAGUAGAAGUAGAGGUACGGUUACAGAUGUAAUUACAACACUAGUGGUAUGAAAUGGCAUGGUUUCAACAAUGUGAUAUCACACUGCUGCUGUUGUAAUAACAUCUUCAACAGAACUUGUACUUCUACUUGAUCUCUGCUCACUAUACUGUGUACAUACAGUACUGUGGCAUUGAAAUUAGAUUUGCACAGACACAGACAGUAGAAGUUAUACUGCUACUAUUACUACUGGUCUGUCCCAACUACAGCUAUGUGCAUGGUCCUAUAUGCCAGAUCUCUUUCAGCAAACAUUCAUGGGCAUGUUCUAUUCACACAAAAAUUGCUCUCUGUUUGCCUUGUCUUAUCAGGCGUCGUGCUAAUUAAUGGUUUCAUUGUGCAGUCUGCACACAAUAAUGUGGGGCAAAGGUUCCACUUCCACAAAAUUGCAUACCAAAUUCUUAAUUCCAUAUUAAAACCUUGAUUUUAACACACACACACACACGCA